AUGGUCAAAAAUAGAGCCAUCACCACCAGCCUCUCCAUGAAUUCUACUUUGACCUUCGAUCCAAUUUCCCCUAUCAGCAACUCCAGCCAUGAGCUGAGUGGUGGCACCAUCCACAAGCACACCCCAAGCAGCAUUGAAGAUGAGCGAUGUGCAUCUCCCUCCAACAGCGAGAGCACCUCCGCUGGCCGAUCCAUGAAGUUGAGCGAUGGUUCGGACUCUGGCUACGCCACCUCCAACCCUUCUGUUGGCCAGCAGCCAAGCGAGGAAACAGUGAUCCUCACUGACAGCCAGAAAGCGCGUGCGAGCUGGCGCACCCCAGGCCACAAACCAUGUUGCAAUGUACUAUACAAGAUAUCGGACGGGUUUACCCUCGAAAAGGUGGAUCUGAUGCUAGAAUUGCCCCUAUUACUAUCGAAUGUGACCAACGAGCGCAUGACAGCGUUCGUCCCACUGCAGCUCUCUGAAUUCAAGGAGCCCAAGGAUAUGAUGGAGGUUGUGGCUGAUGCUUUCGAAGGACAUCGUCGUGCCAACGUUAAGUUUGGCUAUACUCACAGUGCUAUCACUGAUGAGACCGUCGUGAUCAACGCUCAUACUGGCUUUGGUAUGCUUGUUGACUGGGAUCUGGCUGGCAACAAUGUUAACAGUCGCCUUAGCCGUUCCGGAACUUGCUACUUCGAGUCUAUCGGCCUUCUCAAAGACCCCUGCAGGAAGGUGAUGCUUCAAGACAACCUCGAGUCAUUCUUCUACGUUACCCUCUACUCAGCGCUCAAGUUCGUGCGGAACAACCACUGCGUGUGUGACACCCACCUGAUUAUACAAGCCAUAUUCAAGAACCAGACCGCUGGCAAUUGCACGAUGCCCGGCUACACCAAACGCCAGAUGAUCAGAGAAAGGGGGUAUAUUAGACCCGACUUCAAGUUUACGAAGAACGCAGGUCUCAACAGGUGGCAUAGAGGUGCUGCUUUCGAGGAGUACUAUACUUGGCUCGAUCGCUGGCAGCCCGUUGCUGCAGCUAUUUGGAAAUUGGAGGACAAAUUACCUGCCAGGCCUCUGAAAGGCACUAUGCUGUACGAUCACAGCUACCUCGCGGCUCUCUUUGAUGAGGCAAUUGCUACUCCGGACGAAGUCAACAGCAUCGCCCUUCUGGCAGCAGCAUCUACUCGCGUUGUACACCCAUGGGAGGAGGCUGGCUGGGAGAAGUUGACUCCAGCCGAGAAGUUCGACAAGGUACCAUCGACAGAGUACCGCAGACAGUUGUGGUGGGAGAAGGUCGGCUUGCCGUUAUGGAAGGAGAUCGUGCUUCCGGAGCUGAGCGCGCUCCCGAUUGAAUUGAGUGUUGAACACGAGGAUGACGACAGAGAACCCUAUGAGCCAGAUGAUGGCGAAAUUGAGGAUGAUGAUCCCUACGUGCCUUACGAACCUUACAUUGUUUAA
Molecule: messenger RNA, 1434 nt
Organism: Cyclocybe aegerita
Lineage: Eukaryota; Fungi; Basidiomycota; Agaricomycetes; Agaricales; Hemipholiotaceae
Source: the annotation of a GenBank genome assembly